AUGGCAAGUUGGGAAGAGAAACUUCUUACAGCUGCAGAGGAGGGGAAUAUAAAAGAAGUAGAACUAAGUGUAAAGAACGGAGCUAAUUUGGAAUGUAGAACUGAUAAUUAUUUGUAUGGAAGGACACCAUUAAUGUGGGCGGCUCGGGGAGGACAACUGGAGGUGGUGACGUACCUGGUCACUCACGGCAGUCAGUUAGAGGCCACAGACACCUUGGGAGGAAGGACACCAUUAUUGUGGGCCGCUGGGGGAGGACACCUGGAGGUAGUGAUGUACCUCGUCAGUCACGGCAGUCGGUUAGAGGCCACAUCCGUGAAUGGAUACACAGCUUUACAUCAUGCUGCUGGGAAUGGACAUAUUGAUGUUACAAAAUUGUUAUUAGAUCAAGGAUGCAGUCCUUGGGUGAAAACAGAAAAGGGUGAGACUCCUUAUGAUAUGGUAACAAUGGAAAGCUAUGAUUCUGAAGAGAUAAAAAGGAAGAAAAAAGAAGUGAUGGACUUCCUAAAGACUGUUAUGUUAAAGACUCCAGAAGAAUAUAACAACUUGAAGAAAAAACAACAGUUAAAUCGUUUAACGGGUAAAGGUACCUACAAAUCGUAUGACAUGCGCUGUAUGGUGACUGGCCAGUUCGCCGUCGGAAAAACUACUCUGGUGAAGCUAUUAGUGGGGGACGUCAUUCCCGAAGGGAGACAUCCUACAGAUGGUAUCUCGCUUCUAGAAGGUCGCUGUGGUCUUGACGUCCAAACAAAAGAAUGGAUUCUUAUAAAUCCAGGAAGUUAUAACGCCAUGGAUGUUGUUUACAAUAAGGUUUUAAUGACUUCAAGAGACGAGAAGGGAACAAAUUCAAGUGAAAAGUUAGACCAACAUCAAGCAUCAGAUAUUAGUCCUGCUGGAAGUAAAGACGAUAACAUGGGUAAUCCAGGUGUCCUACAGCAAUCACAAGCUAUGGCAUUGCCUCUGCCAUCAAACACAUCAGAUACUAUCUCUAACCAACCCCCAUCAGCCAUACCUUUAUCACCGGAGACGUCCUUCAGUGUGCCUCUAUCACGACAGCAGUUGAAACAGAAAAUGAAAGCAAAGAUGACUAUAGAUGAAAUCAGAAGAAAAAUGGAAAAAGUCCUAAAGAGUGGAAAGUACAAGAUGAAAGUUGGAAGACUCAUCUUCUGGGAUUUUGGUGGACAGUAUGUUUAUUAUACAACACACCAGACCUUCAUGACCUAUAGAGCUUUGUUUCUUGUUGUUUUUGAUGGAAGCAAAGGAUUACAUGAACAGGUUCCUGAUGUCUUGUGCUUUCCAGGGCAGCAUAUGACUCCAACCCCAGCAGUUUUUCUACAACACUGGGUCAACUGUAUCCUUACCUAUUGUAAGGCAGUAUAUACCGGAAUUCCAAAGAUCUUGUUUGUUGCUACUCAUAAAGACAAAGUACCAAAGGAAGAUAUUGAAACACGGCGUACAGAGUUGUAUAGUGGAGUAGAAGAGUUAUUUAAAGACCACGAAGGACGAGAACAUCUGGUGAUUGCAAACCAAAUAUUUGUCAAUGCCACAGACAAAACAGACCCAGAGAUCGUUGUCCUUAAGAAAGCAAUCACAGACCUUACCUUUCAACAUCCUUGUUGGGGAGAGUCAAUGCCCAAUGCAUCUGUUCCCCUUGAACUUGAGAUUGCUAACCUGGUUGUAAAGGGGAAACAAGUAUUGUCAUUUAGAGAAGUUGAAGAAUUGAAUUCCAUCAGCAAGGUGUCUGUCUUAUCAAAUGAAGAGCUGAGAGAUUUUCUACAAUUUCACCACUCACUGGGGAAAUUAGUCUAUUUUGAUACCCCACAGUUGAAAGGUUAUGUGAUCAUCAGUCCGCUGCUUCUGGUCGAAGUGAUGAGAUCCUUUGUUACAGAUAUUGCCUUCUGGCCAAAGAAAGGCCUUAUUAGAAAUACUUUCGAAAGGAUGUCAGGAAGUGGAAUAAUACAAAGAAAAGAUCUGUAUCUUAUUUGGGAACAAAAGCAUUUCAAUAAGAUAUCACCCUACAAAGAGUUCAUAUUUGAUAUGCUUAUCCACCUUGAUAUUCUAUCAGAGCAGCGUAGAUAUGAUACUAAUACGGGAAGUCGGUUACCAGUGGAAAACUUCUUUGUUCCCUGUAUGCUCACUCAAAGAAAUGACACAAGAUUCAUGACCCAUGAAUGCACACCAGAGAAAGCCAUCAGUCUAGCUUUUGUUUUCAAAGGGACAAUCAUACCACCAGCCUUACCGAAUCGUCUCAUUAGCGCAUGUCUCAGUAUGUGGACUGUGAAGACAUAUGAAGGAAAACAACUCCUGUUUUCAGGAUUCAUUGGAUUAUCAUUCGACAAAGCACAUGAUAUUGUUGUAUGUGUUGAAGGCAACAAGAUAUUUCUCUACAUAGUCCAUGAAACCUCCAAUGGACUGAUUGUACCAGAUAUUGCCACUGGUAUCAAGGAAUGCAUGUAUACAACAUUGGAGAGAAUCUCAGAGUUCUAUAAGUCCACAGUCCAGGCCACAUCUAUCAGCCAAAAACUACCCUUCCACAUUGAAUAUGCAUGCUCCAAGUUAGGAUGCCAUAUAACUGAAGAGGCAGCACUCACGACUGAUGAAUGGAUCUGUAAUAAACACAAGAUUGUACAUACUAAAGAAAAGUGGAAUAUUUGGAAUCAAGAUCAGGAAAAAGAACAAUGUGAAGAGGACUGUCCAGGUUUACAAGAAGAUGCAUUGAACCAGAUUCCAAGUGAUAUUGAACUACAGAGAUUUUCAUCGAGAUUUGACGAAACCACAAUACGAGAAUUGGCCAUACAUCUUGGAAUGGCUUUACAAGAAUGGGAUGAUCUUAAAAGUAAUAAUCCUAGAUGUGUUCAGAUUGUCAAGUAUAGAAUACUGGUCAACUGGAGAGAAAAAUGUUCAGGAACUUUCAAGAAUAUGUGGAAUGCUUUAACAAAGAUGGGAUUAACUACCCAUAUGCUCUGCCAAGUUAAAAGAAUCAGAAAGAGACAGUGUGAUUUCAAUGAAGAAUACUUGGAUUUAAUUCCAACAGAUGAAAUAUUAGAUAAGUUGGCACAAGUAAUUGGUGAAGUAUCCUUCCCUCUUGGUAUAGAACUAGGAUUACCUGUAACAUUAUUAAAUAUAAUCCAGUAUGAAAAUGGAUUACAUUUAGUGGCAGAAUGUAAGGAAAUAUUAUUCCAAUGGAGAGAAGAUCAGAAAGUGAAGCCCACCAUUAGUGUGUUGGUUCAAGCCUUGGUAAAUGUAGGGAGAGGUGCUAGAUGUUUGGAGGAAAUCAUUAAAACAGUUGGAGUAAAGGAAUGUAUUCAACCUGUGGAAGUUGAAGAGGAGAAACAAGGAAAAUUUAAAACAUUUCUGCAAAAACUAAAUCCUUUUCAAUAGCAGAAGCAGUACAAAACAUUCAGUUGGCAUUACUUUCAUUAUUCCCUUGUCCUGGUUUAGUAAAAAAGAAAAAAAAUAUGGACCAUUAUUGCGUUGACGUUGUUCUUUAUGUUGGCUCCACA
Molecule: messenger RNA, 3500 nt
Organism: Mytilus trossulus (common blue mussel)
Lineage: Eukaryota; Metazoa; Mollusca; Bivalvia; Mytilida; Mytilidae
Exons: 16
Coding region: 1-3378 (1125 amino acids)
Biological process (GO): signal transduction
Molecular function (GO): protein binding
Source: RefSeq, a predicted model, not a curated record